CUACAACACUUCCAUGUUAUGUAUGUAUAUUUAAAAAUUGACCGUGAAAGUUCCGUCUCGGACAACUUCAACCAAACAAGAUUCUUUCGAUAAAUCAGUUUCUGUUUUGAAGAUGUUGUUAUUAGUGCUACUUUCAAUAUUGGGUUGUAUAGUCAGUAUUCUAGUACUUUUUGUAUUUCUGUUGUGGUUAUAUGUACACUUUGAAUAUGUUGCUUGCACUAGUGAUGUUUGUUUAGUGGGAAAAACGGCAUUAGUUACAGGUGGAAGUAAAGGCAUAGGAUAUGACAUAGUUUUACAACUGGCUUCCAGGGGCUGCAAAGUUAUUAUAGCCAGCAGAACAAUAGAUGAAAAGCUGAGACAACAAAUUAUAUGGGGAACCAAUAACCCAAACAUAGUACUGGAACAUGUUAAUAUGAGCUCCUUUAAAUCAGUACGUCUACUAGCAAGCAGGUUACAAAAGUCGGAGUCAAAAUUAGACAUAUUAAUUAAUAACGCUGGGAUUCCACAAUGUUUAGAAAUUCCAACAGAAGACGGGUUGAAUGAAACAAUGCAGGUUAACCAUUUUAGCGCGUUUUUACUAACUCAUCUACUUGUGGAUCUUUUGAAAAAGUCUGAAGAUGCUAGAGUAAUUUUCACAGGAUCAUUUUUGUCUUAUUUUCACACGAUGACAAGGAGAUCAAUAAGCGAUUUUAAAAUUCAGAAUUCUCCGUUUAGAACUUUUGACUACCCUAAUUCCAAAUUCUGUAAUAUAAUAACCGCAGACCUAUUUGCAGUUAAACUUAAACGAUGGAAUAUUACUUGUAACAGUUACCAGCCUGGAAUAGUUAAAACAGAAAUAUUUAAUAAGGCUGAAAAGAAUGUAAGGAGUUUAUUCGAUGUUUUGUUAUUUUAUUCCACAAUAUACCUAUAUGCAAAAUUUGGUGUGAAAACAAGGGUCACCUCACAGGGCGCCGUACAAAUAGUAACUGCCAGAGAGUUUGAGAAAGUAACAGGAAAUUUCGUUGGUAGAUAUUUUCACAACGUUCGACCUAGGGCCGCUUAUGAUACAGCAUUUUGUGAAGCUAUCUGGAAGGCGUCAGAAGAAAUGGUAAAACUGAAUCCGGAGGAAAAGCUGGAUUAUUCUUAUAAAUAGUGAUAUUUUAUUAAACAAUUUAUUAAAAAAUUAAAUUUUUAAUAUUUGUUAUUAUUUAAAUCAUACAUAUUGGACAUUAUACAAUUAUGCAUUUAUAAAGUGUGGAAACGG
Molecule: messenger RNA, 1243 nt
Organism: Diabrotica balteata
Lineage: Eukaryota; Metazoa; Arthropoda; Insecta; Coleoptera; Chrysomelidae
Source: the annotation of a GenBank genome assembly